Messenger RNA from Gadus morhua (Atlantic cod), 1076 nucleotides. Its product is annotated as dual specificity phosphatase DUPD1. Gene Ontology annotation, biological process: negative regulation of MAPK cascade; protein dephosphorylation. The transcript has 4 exons. Gene Ontology annotation, molecular function: protein tyrosine/serine/threonine phosphatase activity; MAP kinase phosphatase activity. The record is from RefSeq and is a predicted model, not a curated record. Bases 299 to 847 code for a protein of 182 amino acids. Gene Ontology annotation, cellular component: cytoplasm. NCBI's taxonomy places the organism in Eukaryota, Metazoa, Chordata, Actinopteri, Gadiformes, Gadidae.
GGUGCAGCUGUCCCCUUCAGACAGGCCAGCGCUCUGCCUUUGAGCAACCUUCAUAUCUGCUCGCUCCCUUGUAAAAACAAAUCGCCAAGUGGAACUAAGUUUCAUUGUUAAACUUAAAGGAGGGGUUUUUUUUGUAGGAGGAAUUGAUCAAAACACAGCGAACACUGAUGUGUUUUUUGAUUUUCACAGAAGGAUACCAAUUUACAGGAAACUAUUUUUUUCAAUUUUUCUCUCAACUGUGGAAACUCAUUUGCUUGGAAAAAAUAAAGUACCGGUACUUUUCUUCAGGGAGCCUGUCAUGAGCCAAGAGGAGGAGCCAGGACACGAGACACCUCAAACCCACGAUCUGCUGGGCCUUCUGCUGAAGAACAGACGCCCCCCCAGCCCCGCCAACCAGGUCUGGCCCGGCCUCUACAUCGGAGAUGUCGCUACCGCCAAGGAUAAGGGGCUCUUGGGGACCCUGGGGGUGACACAUGUGCUGAACGCCGCAGACGGGCCCCAGCACAUUGACACCGGGGCGGUUUAUUACGACGACACCGACAUCGUCUAUUAUGGGGUGGAAGCGGCGGACCACAAAACCUUUGACCUCAGCCCCUUCUUCCACCCCGCCGCUGAAUUCAUCCAGUACGCCCUGGCCCAAAAAGGUACGGUGCUGGUGCACUGCGCCCGGGGCGUCAGCCGCUCGGCCGCCCUGGUCCUCGCCUUCCUCAUGAUCCGAGAGCACCUGUCCCUGGUCGACGCCAUCAAGGCCGUGUGCAGCCACAGGAACAUCCUGCCCAACGCCGGCUUCCUGCGGCAGCUCCAUCACCUGGACACUUCCCUGGCUGCCGAGAGAAGCAGGAUGUAGACGGGGGGGGGGGGGGGGGGGUGGAGGAAGAGGAGCAGGAGAUCAAAACGCAGAGCCAGAGAGUCACGUAUUCACCGAGCACUAGAUGCACAUUUCAAUGGCACCAUUCCAAGAAACAUGGAUCCACAGUCUGUAGCCAGAGUGUGUACAAUCGCAGGGAUCACAUGUUGAAGAGUUCUGCGGGGUUUGUCAGAGAGAUAGGCCGCGCGGAGCGAGGGAGAGAGAGCGA